Molecule: messenger RNA, 1041 nt
Organism: Salvia hispanica
Lineage: Eukaryota; Viridiplantae; Streptophyta; Magnoliopsida; Lamiales; Lamiaceae
Molecular function (GO): zinc ion binding; nucleic acid binding
Source: RefSeq, a predicted model, not a curated record
AUGUCUGAAACGGAGAGCAUUUCAGAAUACUUCACAAGAACAUUAGUUAUUGUAAAUCAAAUGAAAAGGCAAGGGGAGAACAUUGAAGAUGUUCGUGUCAUUGAGAAAAUUCUUCGUUCCUUGAUGUCGAAAUUUGAGCACGUCGUUGCUGCUAUCGAAGAAUCAAAAGAUCUCAACACCAUGUCCAUCGACCAGUUGCAGAGCAGCUUGGAAGUCCACGAGCAACGCAUGAAGAAAAAGACCACUCCGUCACUUGAGCAUAUGCUACAAGCAAAGAUGUCAAUCGAAAAAGAUAAGAAGUCUGAGCCUGGGACAUCGCAUGGUGGAUACAACCGAGGCCGAGGCCGAGGUCGAGGCUAUCGUGGCCGAGGAGGACGCAGACAGAAUUACCAGUAUGAAGGAGGACGUGGACAGAAUUACUUAAAUCAAGGAGGACGAGGCCAGAAUUAUCAAUACGAGGGAGGACGUCAAAACUUCACUUAUCGAGGCACAGGUAGAAAUUCUUAUGGACAACGAGGACGAGGAAGAGGACAAUACAGAGGCGGUUAUUCUCAAACCUACAGUCGACAAGGGUUUGAUAAAGCAAAUAUCGAGUGCUAUACUUUUCACGAAUUCGGGCAUUACAGUAAUGAGUGUCCAAUAGCCGAAAAUACCAGGACCAAUCAACAAGUCAAUUAUGCCGAUGGUGGAGAUGAUAGUGAGCAGGUAACUUCAACCUCUCUUUUUAUUCACAAAGGACUUGAAGGUGAUCAGUGUAGCACGUGGUACUUGGAUACUGGAGCGAGUAACCACAUGUGCGGGAACAAGGAACUCUUCGUGGAGCUAAAGGAGACAUCCUAUGGGGACGUGACCUUUGGAGAUUCCUCAAAAGUUGCGGUGCAAGGAAAAGAUAACAGCUGCUGGAAGAAGAAGCUGCCCCUCUCCAAUGGCAGGGUCGACACCAGUCUCGGUGCCAAGGCGUUUCUCAAGCUGGGGAAGAAGAGAGAUAUUAUUACUCCUGUUGAGAAAACCGGGCAAAUUUUCUCUCAAAUAGUGAAAUGA